UGGCCAUGGAAUUGGGGAUUACUUCGAUAAACUCAUUGGAACUCUCGCCGUUGUUUAGUUCGAUUAUUAUUUCUGAUGCAUACAAGGAAUUGGUUCCUAGUUUGGAAGAGAGACUACCGUUUCUCAGAUCUAUCAAGUUUGAAGAGGACGAGGAUGAAGAUGAAGAUGAUGAAGAUGAUGAUGGAUUUGAACAGAAUAUUGAGGGGAUUUCUCUCUUGGUUGAUUUGUUUCCUCAACUUACUGAAGCCAAGGCAAAGUAUAUUCUCAAGGAAAACAACGGUGAUUCUGAGCAUGUGACGAACCUAUUAUUGGAGAACCCUGAUAUGAUAGAUAGCAUACCUGAACAAGCACCAAAGAAAAAGAUAAAGAAGGAAAAGUCUACUCCUAAAGUAACCGUCAAGAAACCUCAAGGGAAAGCCGCCAAACGUUCUAUUUACGAUGAUGAUAAGAUUUCCAAGGGUGACUUUUCUGGAACAACAAUCAUAUUUGGCAAGAAAGAUCGUGAUAAGAUCGAGCCUGCAAGUGCAGACUUGAAGAAGAAAACGUUGAGUGCGGCAUUGAGACUAAUGUAUGAGAGUGAUGAGGAUGAACCUGAUGAUACAUAUGAAGACCAGGAAAAGACCACAGGUGCAGCACUUGAAGAUACUAAGAAGAAGCCUUCGGGUAAGAUGGCUGUUCUUGAGGAUGAGUCUAGCGGAGCAAUUGGAAGUGGGAUAGACGAACGCGAACGAUUCUUGUUUAGUGUGUUUAAGAGACAAGGUCCGGAAUCAUUUGAGAAAACCAAGAGAAAGUCUAGUUCUCGUCAAGAGUUGAAAAAGAGUACCAACUGGUCAGAUGAGCAGAUUGAAGGGUGGUUACGAAUGUUGUUGAAGUCUCCACGUAGGUUUAAGUUGUUGGAAGAGGAUUUCUUUUAUGGUGGUGGUAAUCCUAAUAGACGGACUAAGAAGGUGGUUGAGGAUGAAUCUGCUUCCACGGCUUCGUCUCUCUCUCCAUCGCCAGUACCUUCAGCUUCGGGUUCUUCGACCCCGCAGAAAAAGAGUGGUGCUUCGUCCAAGCGUACCCAAGCUAGAAAUGAACGUAACAAGGCUAGCAAAGCCAAUCACAACCGUAAAGCCGGACAUGACAAAAAGGCCAAGGCUGCUGGUGCUGGCAUGUAAAUAUACCAAUAGCAUGUAUAUUGUAAUUGCAUUAAUUGU
Spathaspora passalidarum NRRL Y-27907 is the source of this 1196-nucleotide messenger RNA. RefSeq lists its product as uncharacterized. Gene Ontology annotation, molecular function: ubiquitin binding. The coding region runs from base 6 to 1157 and encodes 383 amino acids. Lineage: Eukaryota; Fungi; Ascomycota; Pichiomycetes; Serinales; Debaryomycetaceae. The transcript has a single exon. The record is from RefSeq and is a predicted model, not a curated record.